Messenger RNA from Strongylocentrotus purpuratus (purple sea urchin), 2796 nucleotides. RefSeq lists its product as uncharacterized. The record is from RefSeq and is a predicted model, not a curated record. The coding region runs from base 42 to 554 and encodes 170 amino acids. The transcript has 2 exons. Gene Ontology annotation, biological process: cilium organization. NCBI's taxonomy places the organism in Eukaryota, Metazoa, Echinodermata, Echinoidea, Camarodonta, Strongylocentrotidae.
GCUGCGCAUUGACCGUAGACUACUUUUAUUAAAAAGAAAAAAUGGAAAACGACGACAACCGCAACGAUCUUGCAUUUGGGAAAGUGAGUGAAGAAUGUAGAGAAACUCACGAACUUUCUUUCGAUGAUAAUUUUUCACCGACGAGUAGUAAUAUUGCCAGUUUAAACAACCAAAGUCAAGAAAAGGAAACAUGGCAAGCAGACGGUUACUUACAGUCUUUAGAGGGAAAGCUAGAAAGGCUUAAAGGGAAAACAAGCACAGGUCAAGCAUCCAACAAGAAAAUAACUUCCAGAGAUAUGCUCAGAACUCUCAAUGAGGCCAGGCACGAUUCCGCCAGACAUCUCAUCUCCUCUGACUCUGCUCAUGACUUCCAUGAUAGUGACUGUGAUGCAAGCGGUGAUCCUCAGGUAGCAGCCUUGACGAGGAGGAUGUUCCCUGAACAAGCCUUAUCAGCUGAAGAGCUUCAGGAGUUGUUGAGGAGAGACUUCUUACAAGCAGUAACUCAAGAAGCUGCCGAGGAGCAAACCGAUGAGGAGACUUCUGGAAGCAGAUGAUACCAAGACAAUGGUUUACCCCAUUAAAAAGGAGAAUUUAGUGAUAGACUGAAAUAAUACCUCUAUCUAGGCCUACUUCUGUCCUAAGUGCGAAAUAAGGAAUAAAUUGUUCUUAUAGAGUUGAUGAAAGUUCUCAACUAAGGAGCAUUUUUGUAUCCAUUACUGGCAGAAGCUACAGGAUUAAACAAAAAGAAUAACUGCUCAAGACAGUUUGUUCGUUCGUGUCUCCUUAGAUCAAGGUAGUUAUGUAAAGUUCCUUAAUUAAAAUUAAAUUAAAUGAAAUGAAAUUCUUCCAUCGCCUGAUUGCUGCAAUGGCCGUUUCAUUAACAAGGGCCAGGUCUUCAUCUGUGCAACCCGUUCCGACGCAUUGCAAGAUGUGGUCCAUCGUCUGAGUCUCUCCGCAGUCGCAGAGAGUAUCUCCUUCAUGGGCAUAGCCCCAUCUUGCUAUAUUGACCUUACACCGCCCCAUUCUCGUCCGCAUUCGAUUUAGGCAUUGCCACUCCGGCCACUUCAGGUUAAGUCCUUUGAUGAGUAUGGGCUUGGCUGAUGGUGGAGGAUUCUGUUCAGGUAGUGGGACAGAAUCGAGGAAGCUGUGUCGGGAUAUAAGUCGGGUUCGAAUUUGUAAGAUAGUUAGAGUGUGUACAAAUACGAAUUGCUCUCUUCUGCAAAAGAAAUAUUGAGUUUCUUUUAGUUUUACUACAGUUUGCCCAUAUAAUAUUACAUUAUGUUAUAUACGGUCAAAUUAAAGUAUUAUAAAGAAUCUAUCAUUUAUCAAACAUUUCAUUUUAUACAAAAUACCAAUAUUCCGGGAUAUCAAAAUAUUUAUGUUAUGAAUGUGUUCGUUCCAAGACAAAUUUGAGUCAAUAAUAACUCCUAAAAAUUUUGUUGAUUGCUUUUCUACCAGGGAUAAACCAUCUAUAAACUUAUUACAUUGUGGUUGGUCUUGGGAGUUAAUAGUUCUAAAACGGAUAAAAUUAGUUUUACUUAUAUUUAAGGAUAAUUUAAUUUAAGGAUAAUUUAAUGUUGUAAGUAAUACGUGUGUAAACAAAAUCAUGCACAUACUUGUACUUGCAAUGUUUGUGCCCAUUUUUGGUAAAUGUAUUGAGGAUGAAAUAUCUUCAUGGUCAACACACUCUCCAUAGAUCUUCAAAUUUCAAUCACAACUACUGUAAAGGCAUGUACAAUUCUUUAAGAGUAAUAAUGGAGGUAUAAUGGCUCAGUGGUAGAGCAGUGGUCUUGUAACCGGGAGGUCCAGGGUUCAAACCAAGUCGAUAUGCUAGUUGCUUACUUACAAGCACAUGCAAAAGAAUCUACUGUGGCUUGUAGUUGAACAGGUGUAGAAAUAUAUUUUGUGUGCGUUAUUGUGGGCUUGAUUCCCCAUGAUGAGCCAUGCUGAAAACAUUUUGUCACAAAUUAUUUAUUAAAGAAAGGAAGAGGGACAGAAAGUACUUAAGAUACUAUAGAAUUUUUUGUGCAGACAUUUUAUAGAAUAUUUCAUGGAUGGUUUGUAUGUUUUGAUAAUUUUUUUUUUAAUUAUGAAUGUGAUUUUGUUAACCUUUUAGAUGUGCCACAAAAUCACACGUUGAACAGAUCCAUGAUUUAGAACUACACUGUAAAUCAAAUUCAUCUUGUAAAAGUAACUGAUUCCAAAAGGAUUUGAAAAGUGAUGAAGUCUAAUAUGCAGGGAGGUACAUGUAUAUUUCCCAAACUACAUUUUAUAGAUUCAGAAGGAUAUACAUGUACAUGUAUUUUGAACACAGAAAUGAUAAAUAUUUUCUUGGUAAUGUUUAAUAUAAUAUGGCUUCCAUGAUGAUGCAUUCCUGUUUGUUGUUCUUACUUGUCACUGAAUUGAUCAGUUCUGCAUUCUACAGAGACUCUCUAUUACACUUCAUUACCAUUAUCAUCAUCAUCUUUGUCAAUCAUGUGUUAAUUUGAUUUUUCUCCAGAGAUGAAAAAAAUUAAUUAUUAUGUGCUGUUAGUGAUGGAAAUUGUAUGUUGGGUUUUCUUUCUUUCUCUCACUUUCUCUCCAUGUUUAUCUUCAAAUUCUCUCUCUCUCUCUCUCUCUCUCUCUCUCUCUCUCUCUCUCUCUCUCUUUCUUACUUUCUUUCUUACUUUCUGAUUUAUUUUACUCCCAACAUUCCAUACCAUAAAUAUAAUACCAUAUGAAAUUAGAAAUAAGUCAUUGAUAUUUGAUGGUUUCAAUUUAUUAGCAAUAAAAAUCUAUAUGAUACACAUUCAAAAA